This is a messenger RNA of Aspergillus mulundensis, 1668 nucleotides long. Its product is annotated as putative MFS sugar transporter. NCBI's taxonomy places the organism in Eukaryota, Fungi, Ascomycota, Eurotiomycetes, Eurotiales, Aspergillaceae. Gene Ontology annotation, biological process: transmembrane transport. Gene Ontology annotation, cellular component: membrane. The record is from RefSeq and is a predicted model, not a curated record. The coding region runs from base 1 to 1668 and encodes 555 amino acids. Gene Ontology annotation, molecular function: myo-inositol:proton symporter activity. The transcript is spliced from 4 exons.
AUGGCUGAGCCCGAGAAGACAGAACUCGAGGCUCUCGAGGUCGUGCGCGAGCGCGCCCAAGAUGCCGAUGCUUUCAUCGAUGAGAUGGAGCAGAAGCUCCAAGAAGCUGGUGGACUUGAGACCGGUUUCUUCCACAUCCAGUUCAAGAACCCCAAGCACUUCACAUGGCUGCUCGUCGCCUUUGCCAGUAUGGGUGGUUUGCUGUCGGGUAUUGACCAGAGUACCAUCUCCGGCGCGAACCUCUACCUUCCAAAAGACCUGCACCUAGACUCAAGGCAGAAUAGUUUGGUAAACUCGGGUAUGCCUUUGGGUGCUGUCGGUGGUGCUCUGAUUCUCUCUCCCUGUAACGAGUACCUUGGACGAAAGUGGUCGAUUAUCAUCUCUCUGAUCUUGUAUACUAUCGGUGCUGCCCUGGAGGCUGGGUCAAUUAACUUUGGCAUGAUGGUUGCUUCUCGUGUCAUCCUUGGUGUCGGUGUCGGUCUCGAGGGUGGUACCGUCCCUGUUUAUGUCGCCGAGACCGUCGAACGCCGCAUCCGUGGUAACUUGGUGUCACUGUACCAGUUCAACAUUGCCCUCGGAGAGGUCCUUGGAUACGCCAUCUCCGCCAUGUUCCUGCGCGUCGACGGCAAUUGGCGUUACAUUCUUGGAUCAUCGCUUGUCUUUUCAACAAUCAUGUUUUUUGGAAUGCUGUUUCUCCCGGAAAGUCCUCGUUUCCUCAUCCACACCGGCAAAACUCUCGACGCAUACAAGGUCUGGAAGCGCAUUCGUGGUAUUGAUACUGCCGAAUCACGGGACGAGUUCUUCAUCAUGACGGCUUCUGUCCGCCAGGAGGAGAAUCAGGUCAACGAGGGUGCUGUGAACAAGCGCUUCCCUUGGAUGGACUUCUUCACUGAACCUCGCGCCCGCCGCUCCCUCAUCUACGCCAACAUCAUGAUCAUCCUCGGCCAGAUGACCGGAAUCAACGCCAUCAUGUACUACAUGUCAGUCCUGAUGAACCAAAUCGGCUUCAACGAAGAAAACGCAAACUACAUGUCCCUCGUCGGCGGCGGGUCCCUGCUGCUCGGAACCAUCCCCGCCAUCUUCCUCAUGGAGUCCUUCGGCCGCCGCUUCUGGGCGAUCGUCACCCUCCCGGGCUUCUUCAUCGGUCUCGUCCUCAUCGGCGCCAGCUACCAAGUCGACAUGAAGACCGACCUCAUGACCGUCGAAGCCCUCUACCUCACCGGCCUGAUCGUCUACCAGGGCUUCUUUGGCUGCUACGCCUGUCUCACCUGGGUCGUCCCGUCGGAAGUCUACCCAACCUACCUCCGCUCUUACGGCAUGACCACCUCCGACGCCCUCCUCUUCCUGAUGUCCUUCAUCGUCACCUACAACUUCACCUCCAUGCAGGAGGCCAUGGGCAAGACCGGUUUGUCUCUUGGCUUCUACGGCGGCAUUGCGGCCGUCGGCUGGGUGUACCAAAUUUUCUUCAUGCCUGAGACCAAGGAUAAGACGCUUGAGGAGAUCGAGGAGGUUUUCUCUCGCCCGACUAUGGAUAUUGUGAGGGAGAACUGGGCCGGUGUUAAGGAGACUUGUGGCAACCUUGCCCGUGGCAACUUUAGGAAGGUCUUUGUUGAGCAGACGAAACGCCGGAUGAGUGUGCAUGAGGCGGAGAUGAAGGGGAUGGCUUAG